UGUUCUAGACUUUGGACGCUUUUCUCUUCCUUCGCGAUAAUUCUUUUCUUCCGCCACUUCGUCACGGAUAAAAUCCCAGUUACUCUGAUAUCUUGCGCAAGCACUACUUUUAUUCCAUCAACGAGAUCAUCACAGAAUCACUUGUUCAAAAUGGGUGGCCAGAACAGAGAAGGCGGUAAGGUUAAGCCCUUAAAGGCUCCGAAGAAGCAAGGAAAGAAGGAUCUCGACGAAGAAGAUCUCGCCCAAAUCGAGAAGAGAAGAAAGGAGGAGAAGGAGCGCAAGGAACUCGCGGCUAAGGUCGCUGGCGGAAAAGGGCCAUUAAAUACCGGUGGACAGGGAAUCAAGAAGAGCGGCAAGAAAUAAGAGACAUAUUACGAACCUGCGAACCUACGAACCUACAAUUCACUAGAAGUGACGAAAGCUAUGGCACCGAAAGCACUAGGAACAUAGAGCGUGGGCGCUUACGGGAUGGAAUGACUUUUCUUACUACACUCAUGUUUCAUGGGAAUACUCUGGCGCGAUGACUUUUCAAUAUACCUCUAUACUCACAUAUUCCACCUGAUAUGAUACGCCCGCAAAAACACUAGUGAUAUCGUAUUGUAGACCUAUCCUUGGUCCUCUAUAGUCGUCCCAAUGGCAACCGAGGUGAAGGGGACCAAAGGGGGUUGGUCCACCAAGUGAAAUCAGCUGUCAGGCCGUUCACCG
Molecule: messenger RNA, 705 nt
Organism: Daldinia caldariorum
Lineage: Eukaryota; Fungi; Ascomycota; Sordariomycetes; Xylariales; Hypoxylaceae
Product: translation machinery associated TMA7
Exons: 3
Coding region: 151-363 (70 amino acids)
Source: RefSeq, a predicted model, not a curated record